Messenger RNA from Drosophila busckii, 897 nucleotides. Its product is annotated as tRNA (guanine-N(7)-)-methyltransferase. Gene Ontology annotation, biological process: RNA (guanine-N7)-methylation; tRNA methylation. Bases 70 to 813 code for a protein of 247 amino acids. Lineage: Eukaryota; Metazoa; Arthropoda; Insecta; Diptera; Drosophilidae. Gene Ontology annotation, cellular component: tRNA methyltransferase complex. The transcript has 4 exons. Gene Ontology annotation, molecular function: tRNA (guanine(46)-N7)-methyltransferase activity. The record is from RefSeq and is a predicted model, not a curated record.
CGCUAGCGCGGAUCACAUUUGUGUAUGCGGCAAACCAUUUGUUGAUUUUUUGUUUUAUUUCUAACUCAAAUGGUUACCAACAAGGAGCCGGCGGAUGCGCUGACAUCAACGUCAGCGGUAACAGGUAUGCCGCAAAAGCGUUUUUACCGCCAACGAGCACACUCCAACCCCAUAGCAGAUCACAGUUUUGACUAUCCUGCCCGACCUGAAGAUGUAGAUUGGCGUUCAUUAUAUCCCAGCAUAAGCGCAGGGCAGCAAGUGGAAUUUGCGGAUAUUGGAUGCGGCUAUGGUGGCUUUCUAGUUACACUGGGCGAGAUGUUUCCCAAUAAGCUGGCUAUUGGUAUGGAGAUACGCGUCAAAGUGUCCGACUAUGUGAUCGAUCGCAUAACGGCAUUAAGACACCGUCACAAGGACGAUGGGGCAUAUCAGAAUAUUGCAUGUUUACGCACCAACGCAAUGAAAUAUUUGCCAAAUUAUUUCAUAAAGGGUCAGCUCGAAAAGAUGUUCUUUCUCUAUCCGGAUCCACACUUUAAGCGCGCGAAGCACAAGUGGCGCAUUAUUAAUCAGGCACUCUUAUCUGAAUAUGCAUAUGUGCUGCGUAGUGGAGGCUUAGUCUACACAAUGACUGAUGUGGAGGAUUUGCACAAAUGGAUAGUCUCCCAUAUGAAUCAACAUCCAUUAUAUGAACGCCUUAGCGAAGAGGAAGCUGAUGCCGAUCCUAUAACACCAAAGCUCUAUCAAAGCAGUGAAGAGGGCGCCAAGGUGGUGCGCAACAAAGGCGAUCAUUUCUUAGCCAUAUUCCGCCGCCUUUAGGGCACGCGAACAUGCAAUCAUAUAUUUACAAACAUGUGUACAUGUUCAAAAAUAUACAUAUAUUGUUAAACAUAAAUAAUUUAA